Messenger RNA from Cooperia oncophora, 339 nucleotides. NCBI's taxonomy places the organism in Eukaryota, Metazoa, Nematoda, Chromadorea, Rhabditida, Trichostrongylidae. The record is from the annotation of a GenBank genome assembly.
AUGUUGAGCAAAGGGAGUAAACAGGGUGAAAGAACUUCUGCCAACAAGGACGGCCCUCUCCUCAAACGGACUCGAGAGGUCACAUUCCCGUACUAUGCUGCCUUCAACAGUUUGCUGGCAAAAAUGGAGCUCAUCAAAAGAGUUUACGUCAGUCAAGCUAGAGGAAAUCUUGACCUGGAAAUGACCAAGGAGGAAUUUUUAUUGGCAACUCAGAGCUAUGCUCAGAUCACUCCUUACGAAGUCGAGAAUCUAUUCCAUCUAUGCGGAGCUGCCCACUCCCGGAAAUUGAAGACAUUUCACUGGAAAGAUAUCAUCCUUAUUGGGAUCCGAGCCGUCUGA